AUGAGGUACAAUCUACGCUCGAAGACAAGAAGACAGGCACCACAGGCGCCAUCGCCUCUGCCUAAGAAUUCAAUGCGACCAAGUGAGAAAGGUCCAGGAGGUACUCUGUCGCAACGGGGUGGAAGUCGAUCAGAUUCUGUUUUCUCUGGCGAAAGGGAAAUACCCGAGUCCCCGACCAGGCAGGAGCCCGACUGCGUUGUGGAGGGAGGCUUCGCGCCGUUGCCGGAACGGCAGUCUGCCUUUGCAUGUGCUCCGGCGCAUGUGGCUUUUCCAGUUGCAGUACGACCUCACCAGGAGCAACCAGAGACAGAACAGGCGAGUAUUACCGAUCCAUCCGAAGACGACGGUCCCACUAACCAAUCAGCGGUGUCCCAAAACCGGAGUCUUCCUGUCUUCAGAUCUCAGCAAUCACAUGUCCAAGAAAUUAACGGCGGCGCAAGCGAAAUUCUAUCAGAGUCCCCCAAGGGACUCCACAAUGCAGGGGGAAUGUUGCAGACGAAGGAAAGGAAUUGUGCGACGAAAUCCUCGGCCGAUAGUCACAGUUCACAACUGACAACCAUCGCAGCAGAAAAUGACAGGCCUGCAACAGAAAGAACGGCUGAGAGAGCAAAAACGGGGACCUCCACUGAGUCUACCUCAGGCGGUGAACAGUUUUCUUUCCGGGCAGCUCGCAGGCUUCGGCCUCGACUUCUCUUGCCUUCACCUGCAUCCACCCCCUCACUGACUCAAUGUCGAAAAAAACGGAGAAUCCUUCUCCAUUCGGAGCAUUCCGGCCUCGAUAGCGAUGUUGCCGGCACGGCUCUUUCAAACCCGAGCGUCUCCUUCGUGUGUUCUUCGUCGAUACGAACAACUUCCACAACGUCUCCAGCUUCUUCGGGACCUCGCUCGUACCCAUCCUCUUGUGAGGCCAACGGUGGGCCUUCUACAUCUCGCGCAGCAGACCCGACUCAGCGUUCCAGGAUUCCGGCAGUGGUGCAGUGUCAUCGUUUCCAGCAAGACAUGCACGGGAGUCCUGAAGGUGGAGAAAGCCCGUGUUCCGCGGCAUUCGUAGCGUCCACGCGCUGUCCCAACGCCCGAGCAGAACAGUGGCAGCGCAGUGAUGCAGCAGAUUCCGCAUUGGAAUCCAACGGCUCCGUCAAAGGCCUACCACUUCUGUCAGACCCGAGUCUCGGUACCAUUGAACCUUUCCAGCCUGUACAAGAAAAUCAGGCGCCCACUUCAGCGGGUUGUUCACAGCCUCCCCAAGCAGGUUCCCUCACAGGCGUCAAUGUUACUUCUUCCAAUCCACCACAACCUUUGCCAGCGACCUUGCCUUGUGCGAAUCCCUCCGGCUUCGUCUCUGCCGACUCCUCGCGGAGCGACUGCACUUCGCGAGAAGCUGUCACGUCCUCAACACCCACCCCCGACCCUCGCUGUGUCGACGCCAGCCGGAAUGCCAUGGCGGAGAGAUCGCUUCACCUGGAACUUUCGGGUAGAGCCUCAACAUUUUCCCAGCCCACUUCAGGGACAAGCGGGUCGCUGGGCGCAGGGACGGCUUCAGGUUGUUCAGAAGGGUCUCAUGCCCUCGCCAGCGUUGCUUUAUGUCGUGUUGUAGCACCAGUUACUGUUGUGGGUGCGCACAUUUCUUCUCUUGACGCCGAAACGGAUGAGCUAGAGGGGCAAAGUCGUGGAGCUGUACCGCACGCUGCCGUUCGCUCGAGCGAGAGACUGUGGGAGCUGUCAGCGCAGGGCUCCGCAGUAACUUCUACCCCUUCUGGCAGUUGUAGAAUUCGCAAACACAGGGAGGCACCAAGUGUGCCUUUGAGGCAGAAGGGACGCAGAGAGGAGAAGAGAGAAACACGCUUGUAUAUUCAUCAGUCUGCCGCCUCAUGUCGACCAACGGCUUCUCCUUCGCUCCACUCCGAUACCUCAAGUCGUUCUCCAGCUCCAUAUUGCUGCUCCUCUUCCCUUUUAUUAAGCCACUUACCCCCCGCGAUCCUGUGUGCUGUUCUACGGUGUCUACCCUUUCCAUCCGUUGUGGCAUUUGGAGCGACCUGUCGAUACGCGCGUGAACUGACCCACCUUCCUGCAGCGUGGAAUCUUCUCGAAGACGCGGCAGUUCAGAAACUUCUGCAGCACCAGAAGGCUUCCUCCGCAUCGGGAAAGAGGUCCUCUGGUAGAGUUCGCCCGCGGCUAAGAGAUUUCAAGACUCUCAUCUCCCGGUUCAACGGAGUAACAAAACUCGCGGUGGACCUCACUGUGAAUUCUGCGCCUACGAGCGCCUACACUUUCCCGUGGCAUUCCUCGCCCCACACAAGCGCAACCGCUGUCUUACCUCCGGCUCUUCUUCGUCUCCUGCCUACACGCAUCAGUUCCCAUGCCAGUGACAAUGGAAGUGCUGCCAGAGGAAGGGCGCGAGCGGCCACGGGUCUAAUUCGUUCAGCAGACUCAACGACGGCCACCAAUGUAUCGAGCAUACCUGUGACUUCAGGUCCUUCACGGCGCGGUGACGGCGAACCUGUCCUUUUUCUUCAAGGCUUCGUCGGCGAGAGAGACAUUCCUGGAAUGGUACGGCCUUCGCUCGCCGCCGAGGGCCAUCGAGCACGCCCGUGGCAAGACGCGGGUCACCCCUCUCAUCCGAGCCAGCAAAAUUCCGGCUCAGGUGGAGAGGCUGCUCUGUCAAGAGGGACUGUCCGUGUCUCCGGCGACAGGGAGCCACGCGCCCGCUCGGUGUCCGUGUCUGAUCAGGAUCAUCAAGACCCACCCGAAGGAUUGGUAACUUGCGAAGCGCCGGAGGUGUUGUCCAAAGGACCCCCGCCGUGCCCUUCCAGAGAUCUAGGUACCGGCAGCAUCGAGCAACGCCUUCCCGAGUCACAUGGCCACGGCUCAGAGCCCCAGCCGAUGGUUCAUCAAUUACCUGCGCUUACAGCAGGUGCUGAACCAAGAGAGCGCGGAUCGCUCAGCUCUGUUUGCCACGAUAUGCGAGAUGGGGGAGCGACGGCCACCCCAGGAACCCCACCGCUUGCCUGGAGACCUAUUGAUCGAAGAGAAAUGCCAGUCACUUCGAACUUUAUUUCCAGGCCAGCUACCUCUGUAUCCCGUGGGGAGCGCUGCGAAUCCCCAGUCGCAGGGGCGGCUGUCGACAACAGCCAGGAGACAGUUGAGCCUCAAAGGCCGGUAGAUCUUGCCGGAGCUCGGCUGGGGAUGAUGCCGCUGGAAGCAGCGAAUCAGGCACCUGUUGUGGAGCAACGACUGUCUCAAUCUGGACGCGAGCGAGGAAGUGCCGAUGCUCCCCUGAACGGCGACUCACUGGGCAGCCACGAAUCUCCCAUGGAAACCCUCGGGAGAUUCUCGGAGGAAUCAGCAGGACGAGACGACAGACGCCAAUGCGAAGACUUCUCCAGAGAAAGGCAAAGGCGCGAAAGGGAAGCAGAACCUUCUGGAGAGUCUACGGAACCCUCAGCGUCGCAGCAGGUUUCGCGGGAUCCUUUGCUUCUUCUCUUCCCUUCCGCAUCUCCUCAAGGAACGUCAGCAGGUCCCCAGGAGAGAGAACGCGGCGACGGGUGUGCCCGCGGCGAAGGUGACCCACUGCGAUCGCCUCUCCAGCCUUCCAGCGGGGAUUCGAUAUCACGAGGUCUGCUAAGCCGAAGGCAGGACGGGGCAACUCCAGCAGCGUGCACUGGGGAGCGGUUCCAGCAUCGGUCGCAUCAUCAUCGUGUCCGGAUGGAGCGCCAACAGCUGAUGCUGCUCCAUCAACUUCUGGUCCACCUACAGGGGCAACAGACCAACAGGUCACCGAGUCAGCCCAGUGCCUCACCCCGAGGGAGGCAGACUGCCUCAGAGCACCCCCAAGAGCAUCCGCAGGCCCAUCCAUGUACACGAGACGCGCGGAUGCAUCCGCGAACACAUCUACCUACUAUGCGCAACAGGACAGCUUCACCCUCUGUCAACAGGAGUUGGGGAACGCACCUUUUCCAAGGCGAGCCAGCAAACGAAAGCUCUGCCCCACGAGAACAGGUUACCGAUGAGCAGACCCGGGUCCACGAGGCACGGGACCGGGGACCGCCGCUCGAAGGGGGGUACGCCUACGAGGGACUGGAACCGCAGGAUCUCAGGGCAUCGGAAACAAGUAGAGUGGACGGAUGCAUGCAACUUGUAGCACCGGUUCAGGAUCUUGAAGGCGUCGACAACGGAUGCGGCCCAAACCCGUUGAGGAACUCUCGCCAACUCAGCCAUCAGGAAGGGAGUCCCUCCGUUCCUUCGGGACGAACAGCCAAUGACAAUAACGGGGAUUCUCUCCCUUUGCAGUCCAGUGUACACCCUUACGCGCAACGCGCUGAGGAAGCAGCAUUUCAGAACUCAACACAGCUUUCGAGGACAGAGAUGCCAAGGCGCGGCGCAUCUAUGGCAAUCCUGGCUGGUGUAGAGCGAUGGCCUGACGCGCAGAAUUUGGCAGACGCUGAAGCGACUCCGCCGGAGCCAAUUCGUUUCCAGAGGCCUGUUCAGUCUCACCGCGGAGAGAACAUGGAACAGCAGGUUCUUCUUUUGCCUUUUCUCUUCGCCUCGGGAACUCAGUUUCCCUUUGCCUUCGCGCGCCAGGGCGAUCAGCUUGCCGUUUUGGUGAGCAGCCCAGGAUCAGCUUGUCUUGCGCGAAACGCAAGGCGCCAGCAGAGGCAGCAGGCAGCUCAGGUGAGCACUCGAACCCGGCGAAGAGGCAACGCGCGAAUGUUGCUUGGCCCUUCAAGAAGAGGACCACGAGGUCAGAGCAGGCGAUCAGCGAGCGGCGGAGGGCUAGUGAGCCCCGCAGCGCUGCGUGCCUUGUUUGGGGGUCUCAGGCACCUUGUCCAGCUGACUUUGAAACUCGAGGCAAAAGAGGUCAAGCGGCUGCACCAGUUGAGCUUGGAGCUCGACCUUGUGCAGGGGCUGCUCCAGCAGAAUGCGAAGACGCUCCGAGUCUUUAAGCUUUCGGUCGAACUUCCUCAUGAGAGAGAGGUGAGAGUGGAUAUAUCCCCGACAGAAACAGGCUGCUGUGAGUGUUCUACCUGCUACCAAGCCGCAAUUUGCGAACUCACGAGCUCUAGAGAGUGUGCUGUCGUUUUUCAGCUCACUGGCGAGGGAGAGUUAGCCGCCACGCGGCACCGGUCGGGGCUUCGAGGUCGUCGCGCCUACAACAAGGGAACCCUGCAGCCUCUUAACCUUCCGCGGCAGUUGCCGGUUCUUCAGGUCUUCCAUACAAACUUCCCCAUUCACGUUCCUCCAGGAUUCUCCGCGGGUCCGUCCUUCACUCAUCUUUGUAUCCGGUGUCUGCAUCGCUUCGUUGCCCCAUACUUCUCCCGGGUUGAAGGGCGAAACAGUCGCGCCAGAGACUACAGGAACUCAUCGGACCGGAGGACUGCCGUAGAGCCGAGCCCAGAUUCAUCCACAGCUUGCCAGUGCGGCCGAGCUGUGAGCCGCCCUUCUUGUCAUUGCGGGAAGCGCCGUCAGAGCCGAGGACAAGGGGGUUUCGACGGACCGCUUGCAGGCGGGAGGGGGACGCGACAACAGCGACCGGGGGCGUCUGGGAAGAGAAAUCAAAGAGGAGGCCUUACCGGUGGAGAGGGCCGUUCGCAGCUUCCGCCUUCGCGUAAGCGACUGCGUGAGGAGACGGGGCCGGACUCGAUGGACGAGACACAAAGGGAUAAGCUGGAAGAAGCGAGUGCAGAAAACCUUCGUGGGAAGGGGGGCGCGGAAAGUCCAAGGGCUGCGUUAGACUGGGGUCUUUCACCUUCUCAUACACUUUCGCCUCAGUCAGACAUCGGCACUCUGUCGUUGCAGAACUCGCCUGCUAGCAACGCUCGAGCGGAGAUCUCAGAACACAUACGCAACCUCUUUCCUCCAGCGCCGGUGCCUGGUGAGAUGGAACCGCCACCGGGGACCGGUGGAGGAACCAGUGACUGCGGCGGAUCUGGCGCUGUGUCCGCAGCUCAGCUUCGACACCCUACCCAUUCAGAUGAUGCCAGCUUGAAUAAAACCCGGGGCUUCCUUCGUUCGCCUUCCUCUCCGUGUUCGUGGAAAAAAAUGUCGGAAGGGAAGUGUUCCUUUCCGGUUGGUGACGGGGCUCAGAAAGACUUCGAGCAGGCAGAAGACCGCCGCAUUUGCGAAGCACGCCCCCCGGAGGCGGAUACUUGGGAGCGGACAGCGAAAGCUGAAACCUGCGUGAGACGAAGGAAGGGAAUCCGUUCGUUUUGCCGACGAGAGCUGCCUUGCCGAAGUUCAGGCUACCAACCACGUCGCGCUUCCGCGUUCUCCUCAGCAAAAGAAGACAGCUCCAAACCGCUCUCGCAACUGCAGAGGCUCCUGCACGCGGGGCGUGAGACGCUCCAGCAGGUUGAUCUCCAGGGAGACCCGCCACGCACAUUCUGCUGCCUUCAUCCUCAGCUCAAGUUCAACAAGUGA
Molecule: messenger RNA, 6414 nt
Organism: Neospora caninum
Lineage: Eukaryota; Apicomplexa; Conoidasida; Eucoccidiorida; Sarcocystidae
Exons: 2
Coding region: 1-6414 (2137 amino acids)
Molecular function (GO): protein binding
Source: RefSeq, a predicted model, not a curated record